AGCGUCCGGACCAACCGCCACCGGCGCGCGAACGUUCGGACCAACCGCCACUCGCGCGCUCUCCCCUCAGCGGCGCGGCCGUUGCUCGGACGCGUCCCCCCGUCCCGCCGAGGGAAGGGCGCGCUGAGGAUGGCGGCGGAGAGUGACGAGGAGGUGCUGCCCACCUUCGCCUUCCUGCAGCAGCCGCCUCCGGCGGCGCAGCGGGCCGUGGCGGCCUGCGGCUCGGACCCGGAGCACUCCUCGCCCCCUUCCCCGAGGCGGGGAAGGGCCCCCGGCAGCCAGGCCGCCAGCCCCGGCGCGGAAGCGGUUGUGGUGCUGAGCAGUGACAGCGAGAGCGAGGUAGAGAUCGUCCCGCUGUCGGAGAGGCUAAAGGGCAAACUGCACAGCAGCGGGCCUUGCAAAACUAGCGUUGUGCCUUUCGAGGCCCCCCAGCCGGGCGGCGGCGGUACUGCAAGCAAAGCUAGGGGAACUGAGCUCUGCCAGAGCACUGACCAGCUGGCUCCUGAGAGCAGGGGACAGCCUCUUCCAAAGUCUUCCGAGGUCCAAAGAGCCCUAUCAUCGUCUGGUGAAGUGUCUUCUAGUGGCCGAAACGAUGACAUGUGCAGUACUGGGAGACCACCUUUGUGCCCACUGCCAGACUGUUUGUCAGACUCUGCACCCCAAAGCAGCAGGUUCUUGGGAAAAGAAGCAAGUCUGGAAACAUCUCCCCCUCCAAAGAAGUCAAAAUAUAGUCAGAAGGAAAGGGAGGCAGUCUCUCAGGCUGCAUGGCAGAGGAGGAAGGAGCGUGAAGCACGGAAGAGGCAGCAGGAGCAGGAAAAAGAAAGGAAGAAGGCCCUUGCCAAGAUGUUGAAAGCUCAGCGACCAGGGGAAUGCCAGAAAUACAUAACAGUGGUGCUAGAUCCAGUUCUCUUACAGAUAGAAGGUGGUGGACAGGUCCUCAGUGCUUUGCAGUCUGGGAAUUAUUCAUGUGUGAUUGAGAGUCAGGCUGUUCCCUGCAGCAUCACUUGGAGGAGAAGGGCUGUGUCAUCUCAGAUUGAAGAAGAAAGUAGAUGGACAGAAGAACCAAAUAUCCUGGUUCUACUUUGCUUGGAGGAGUUUUUGUCCAUGGUUCAUAACUACAAACAAGAAGUCCAGGGCUGCUCAGAAGGACAGAAGGAGACAUUACAGAGCUUUGUGGCUCAUGUGAGAGAGAAAAUGCCUGGAAAGAUUCUGGCACUGGCAGUAGUUGGAGUAGAAAAUUAUUUCAGCUCUCUAAGAGCUCCGUCAAAAAAGAGAUUACAACAGGCAGUAGUGAAUGGAGACCAAGCAGAGGAACAGGGAAAACGGAGAAAAAAGAAAACUAAGGAUUCUGGUCCAGAUGUGUCCAGACUGGAUGUGGAAGACGCAUUAGUGGAUCUGCUGCUGCACACGCAAGUCCAAGUCAGAUUUGCUGAGAGCUUGGAGGAGCUUGGAGAGUUUGUCAGUAUGUUCACUAAAGCAGUAGCUGAAGCACCAUACAAGCGAGAGCAAGAAAAUACAGGAUUCUCUUUCUACUUAGAGAAUGAGUGGUGCAGAGGUGUGAAGGUGGAUCAUUCUGGAAAGGGUCUCUUAGAAGUUUGGAAAAGGCAGAUACAACAAUUAAACCGGGUCAGUUCCGAGAUGGCUGAAGCUGUUGUGUCUGCGUACCCUUCUCCUCAGCUUCUGGAUCAGGCCUACAGUAAAUGUUCCUCAGAGGAAGAGCGGAAAAACAUGCUGGCUAAUAUCCUUGUACACCGUGGUGAUGGUGUGACAGCCACCACCCGGCGGAUUGGACCAGAACUCUCCAGACGAAUCUAUCUGCAGAUGACUUCCCAUGAUCCUGAUCUCUGUUUAGAUUUCACUGAGUAACCCAAGGGAUGAGGAUUUUUCUGAUUGCCUGGAUUAAAUAUUCAUCUUCCUCCUGGAAAGAA
This is a messenger RNA of Rhea pennata, 1928 nucleotides long. RefSeq names its product essential meiotic structure-specific endonuclease 1 (gene EME1). Gene Ontology annotation, biological process: resolution of meiotic recombination intermediates; replication fork processing; double-strand break repair. Gene Ontology annotation, cellular component: Holliday junction resolvase complex; nucleus. The transcript is spliced from 8 exons. The annotation marks the transcript as partial. NCBI's taxonomy places the organism in Eukaryota, Metazoa, Chordata, Aves, Rheiformes, Rheidae. Gene Ontology annotation, molecular function: DNA binding; crossover junction DNA endonuclease activity. The record is from RefSeq and is a predicted model, not a curated record.